AUGUUUCAACACAUUGUUCUUGCAACGCUCAUUACUCUGUCAGUAGCACAGUUUCAAUCUACCGGAAGGAUUUUGGAACCACCGAUUCCCGGCCUCUGUGCACAAAGAGUUAUUCACGAACGCUUUAAUGGUAAGGGUUAUUACUAUUCAUGGGCUGAUCCAAGAACAAGUGGACAAGAAGUGGACUGGUUAGCAGGCAGAAAUUUUUGUAGGCAAAGGUGUAUGGAUCUUGUGUCUUUGGAAACUUCUGCGGAAAAUGAAUUCAUCAAAAGUCGCAUUGUUCAAAAUAAGGUAAAAUAUAUUUGGACGUCAGGUCGUCUUUGUGAUUUCAAAGGGUGCGACAGACCUGAUCUUCAGCCUCUACACAUUAAUGGCUGGUUCUGGACUGCUGAAUUGCAAAAACUUGCAUCAACUAGUGACAGAACUCAGAAUGACUGGUCUGAAAGUGGCGGUAUUGGGAAACCUCAACCCGAUAAUCGUGAAGCCAUUCAGCAAGGAGGUGCUCCAGAAAAUUGUUUAGCUGUACUCAAUCAAUUUUAUAAUGAUGGAGUUAACUGGCAUGAUGUUGCUUGCCAUCACAAAAAACCAUGGAUCUGUGAGGAAAAUGACUCCUUACUAAAGUAUGUUCAUUUUACCAAUCCAAAUAUUCGUCUUUAAAAGGAAUACCAUCUACAAAAGGGAGCAGCUGUAAUAACGCCAGUGCAAAUUAAAUAACUGAUGUUA
Messenger RNA from Dufourea novaeangliae, 723 nucleotides. RefSeq lists its product as uncharacterized. The transcript is spliced from 4 exons. Bases 1 to 657 code for a protein of 218 amino acids. NCBI's taxonomy places the organism in Eukaryota, Metazoa, Arthropoda, Insecta, Hymenoptera, Halictidae. The record is from RefSeq and is a predicted model, not a curated record.